AUGUUCGAAUGUGCUGGAAGAAUUGAUCAAGGCAGCAUUAUAAGCAGCACUGCUCCUCAAGCGUUUCAGCUGCCCAAAAACUUCAAUUUGAGAUCAUCAAAGAGAAGUAAAAACGACGAUUCCCGGGGCCUUACUCGGUUAGCUUCUUCAAGACCCGGUAGUGGCGCGAAGAUUAACGCAGUGGAUUCUGAGGGGAAUAUUGCGUCGACAAAGCCAGCCGUCAAGGCCGCGGUGGGGAUGAGUUACAGUGUAGGAAUAGGAAGAAUUGGAAGAAUUGAUGAGGAUAGGCCUUGUGAAUUCAAAGAAAUAGAUGUUGACAAGUUUUUGUAUCCAAGAGGUAGGACUAAUGCUAUUUGUCAAGGAAAUGUUGUGUGCUAA
This is a messenger RNA of Fraxinus pennsylvanica, 378 nucleotides long. Lineage: Eukaryota; Viridiplantae; Streptophyta; Magnoliopsida; Lamiales; Oleaceae. The record is from the annotation of a GenBank genome assembly.